Messenger RNA from Racocetra persica, 143 nucleotides. The record is from the annotation of a GenBank genome assembly. Lineage: Eukaryota; Fungi; Glomeromycota; Glomeromycetes; Diversisporales; Gigasporaceae.
GAAGGAAGGAAUGUGAGAAAAACUAGGAGUUUGAGCGUGAGCGAUAAAUGGAUGGAAGGUUUUGGAAAGCGUGAAUUUAAAGAUAUUGGCAAGGACAGCUUAUUUAAUGUAGGAAAAAGAGUGCGGAGACUGCCAAACUGCCG